UGUGUGCGUGUGUGUGUGUGUGUGUGCAAGAGAAAGAGAGAGCCAUCAGUCUGUCAAUCCUUCUGAAUUGCAAACUAAAAAGAGGAAAGACCAGAACACUUCGGGAAGAGAAGCACUGGUUUGAAGCAUCUCAGGGUUUGAGCAUGGGAGGGUACACUGGGCUGUUAGUGCUGGUGUGUGUGAUGGGGCUCCUGUCGUCGGGGCAAGGGGAGGCUGGCUGCACGGUUAAGGAUGGGAGACCAGGAGAGACUGGGCUGUCGGGUUUGGAUGGACGUCAGGGAGCCAAGGGACAGAAAGGAGAGCCGGCUCAAGUGCAGCAGAUGGAUCAAGAGGCCCUCUUGAAGCUCAAGGGGUUGAGGGGGAGACUGGGUCAACCAGGGGACAUGGGCCCUAAGGGUUACAAUGGAGAUGUGGGCCCCGAGGGCUCCCCUGGUGUCCCUGGACCUAAAGGCCCCCCAGGAGGGGGAGCUGACACCCCCCAGAAGCCACGUUCAGCCUUCUCAGUGGAGCGCACAGGCUUUAGCCUUCCCCGGUACAACGAGAAAAUUACCUUCCAGACAGCCAUCACCAGCUCCCCUGACUUCAAGAUGGACACAGGCAUCUUCACCUGCAAACUGCCUGGAGUCUACUACUUUGUGUUUCACUCCAUGUCCAAGGUGGAUAUGUGUCUGAAGCUGCAUAGUGAGGACAAAUCAGAGAGACAACUGGUGUUCUGCGACUACAGCAGUGGAAAACCACAGGUUUUGACUGGAGGAGUGGUUCUCACAUUGAAGCUGAAUCAGAAGGUGUGGCUGGAGAUGUACAAGGAUAAGCAGUCGGACAGCAUUCACAAAGACACCACUGAUAAAAAGAUUGUAUUCAACGGCUUCAUGCUCUUCGGCACUGAAUGACCUUGAUGGGCCCCUCAGGAAUUGCGUUCCAUGUUCAAGUCAUGUUGCUUUCAUAUCCUCAAAUGAACCUUUAUAAAAAUAUGAUGUGUCAUUGCAACAGUGCUUUAUAUAAAGGCAUCAAAUGUGCACUUUCAGCCGUACAUGUACACUGUCUUUCUCAGUUCCUCAAAUGAACGUUUAUUAAACAACAGGUUCCAUUUCUAUCACCA
This is a messenger RNA of Osmerus eperlanus (European smelt), 1099 nucleotides long. RefSeq names its product complement C1q subcomponent subunit C-like. The record is from RefSeq and is a predicted model, not a curated record. Gene Ontology annotation, molecular function: protein binding. The coding region runs from base 144 to 890 and encodes 248 amino acids. The transcript is spliced from 5 exons. NCBI's taxonomy places the organism in Eukaryota, Metazoa, Chordata, Actinopteri, Osmeriformes, Osmeridae.